AUGGCGAGCAAGCGACAUAGCCGGUUCGCAACCAUCGGUGGCCAAGGCCACAAGCAACUCAUUCCCUUCGGACCCGCCCUUCUCGAGUUUAUGCGUUCACGCCAGGGCGACGAGCACUAUGUCCGCGUCUUUCACAUGAUGACAUGGGUCAAGAAGAACCAUCAUGCGUGGCUGGUGGAGUACCUGUCGACCAAGAAGAACGAAGUGUCGGGUUCCAGUCCUUCCGGUGCUUGCUCCUUCGCUUCGCAGAACGCCAUUGCUUUCACCACCGAACGCCAUGCGCCAUCAAGCUGA
Aphanomyces astaci is the source of this 294-nucleotide messenger RNA. RefSeq lists its product as hypothetical. The coding region runs from base 1 to 294 and encodes 97 amino acids. The record is from RefSeq and is a predicted model, not a curated record. Lineage: Eukaryota; Oomycota; Saprolegniomycetes; Saprolegniales; Verrucalvaceae. The transcript has a single exon.